This is a messenger RNA of Drosophila subpulchrella, 924 nucleotides long. RefSeq names its product serine protease grass-like. Lineage: Eukaryota; Metazoa; Arthropoda; Insecta; Diptera; Drosophilidae. Gene Ontology annotation, molecular function: serine-type endopeptidase activity. The coding region runs from base 1 to 855 and encodes 284 amino acids. The record is from RefSeq and is a predicted model, not a curated record. Gene Ontology annotation, biological process: proteolysis. The transcript has 4 exons.
AUGAAGAUCGUCUUAGCUGGAAUCUUGGUGGCAGCCUGCCUUUUUCUGGAAGCUAGCGAAGGAUCAGCAUCCUUACUUGAAGAAAAUUGUGGAACUACGAAACGUCCUUUAAGAGUUCGGCGGGUAGUUGGAGGCGUUGCUGCUGAAAGAUUCGCGAAUCCUUGGAUGGUGAUGGUGUUCUCUGAAAAACGUUUCCUGUGCGGCGGCUCGCUUAUCACCUCUCGCUUCGUUCUGACAGCAGCAAAUUGCCUUUCUGAACUUCCGAUCAGUAAGGUGCGUCUUGGCGGAUUCGACAUGGAUAUCAGCGAAAACACGUAUGAGGUUAACAUCGAUCGGAAUAUUUCUCAUCCACAAUUCGCAUUAUCCACACCUAAGUAUGACAUAGCUCUUCUUCGAAUGGCUCAAGAAGUUUCGUUUUCAGACUACAUAAGGCCAAUCUGUCUGCUCGUCAAUCAAAAAGUGCCAAACACUAAUCCAAAUUUUAAGCUUACCGGAUGGGGUAAAACCAAAGACCAUAGAACAAAUAUGGUCUUAGGUAAAAUUAAUAGUGGUGAAAUGAGCAGGAUUCUACAGACGACCAAUUUACAAAUUGCCGAUCUUUCCUUUUGCAACCGAAAAGGUUACAAUCUAGCUGAUCAAUCCCAUAUCUGUGCCGGCAGUUCAACCAGCGAUGCAUGUCAUGGGGACGGGGGAUCCCCGUUGAGCGCAGAGCUAAAUUACGAGGGAGCUAUAAGAGAAUUCCAAUUCGGUAUUGUCAGCUACGGAUCCACGUCCUGUAAUGACUAUGGUGUUUACACAAACGUUACGCAUUACAUGGAUUGGAUUAAAGAUACCAUUCACGCUAAUUCAGUUUAAAAUAAUGGACCCAGACUAAAUAUUUGGUAUCCAACUAAAUCGGUUUAUCAUAAAAUAAAUCACAUUAAA